UGGUAGAGAGCACCGUCAGAGGUGUGCGAGAAACGGAGUCUGAUGUGAAGAGGAGGGAUCCGUGCGGGAUGGAUGGAUCGUCCGGGUAGCGUGAAGUGUAGUCAGACAGGCCGGGUCGGUAUUGUGCGGGCAGCGAUGUACCCAGAGGAGUAAGAAGAGAAUGGUCGGAGUCACAAGCCAGGUUCAGCAACUAGCGGGCAGCGCGGUACCAAGGAUCAGGCAGAAGGAUGGUCAGGCAAGCCAGGGGUUAAUCAGGAGAAGUCAGCAGGGUCAGGUACAAAGCAGAGGUCGGCAAUGGAACAAUCACAGGAACAAGAAUCAGGACACAGAGCAGGUAAGACCAAACGGCAAU
Messenger RNA from Staurois parvus, 352 nucleotides. The record is from the annotation of a GenBank genome assembly. NCBI's taxonomy places the organism in Eukaryota, Metazoa, Chordata, Amphibia, Anura, Ranidae.